AUGGUUUUUAAAUGUCAAGAUGAUAGUUUUAUCAAAGAGUAUACAUGUAAAGUAUUAAAAUGUGAGGAGACCAAAGAACCUGUUGUUGAUUAUGGCAAGGUUUCAAAGUUUGAAGGAUAUCAAGUAACAUUAGAAAAUACCAUACUCUUUCCAGCUGGGGGUGGACAGCCUCAUGACGUCGGCUGGUUGAAUGAUGUCGAAGUAUUGCAAGUGAUUCGUAAAGGCGACGAAGCCGUGCAUUUUACUAAAGAGCCCAUUGCUGUCGGCACAAUUGUCACUCAGAGGAUUGAUUGGGAUCGGAGAUUCGAUCACAUGCAGCAGCAUUCUGGGCAGCAUCUCCUAUCUGCAAUAUUAGAAAAGGAAUACUCAUUGCCAACAACGAGUUGGUGGCUCGGAGCUGAAGAAAGUUAUGUGGAGUUGGAAACGACGUGUGUAGAAGAAUAUAUCAUAAGGAAAGUGGAAGCUCGGUGCAAUAGUUUGAUACGUGAUGCUGUUCCCGUCAAAGUCAAGUUGUGUAAGGCCAAUGACCCAGAUUUGAACGAGGCACACACAAGAGGUCUGCCAAAGGACUGCAUGGACACAAUACGGAUUAUUUGCAUUGGGGACAUUGACGAGAACAUGUGCUGUGGUACCCAUGUUUCCAAUCUAAGUCAGUUGCAAGUGAUCAAGUUACUGGGUGUGGAGCCAGGGAAAAAAGGAAAAAUCAACUUAAAAUUCCUUGUCGGUAACAGAGUAACAAAAUCAUUUCAGCGUAUGCUAGACAGAGAGAGGUCACUUACGGCAUUAUUGAAAAAUGAACCUAAUAAACAUGAGGAAUUAGUAUCAAAAUUGCAAAAAAAUCUUAAGGCAGCUAACAAAAAUCUCCAGAAUGUUCUAUCUGAGCUGGCUCAGUUAGAAGUUGAAAGGAUAAAAAACGCACAGCCGAAACCCAAUUAUAUAUUCAUGUUCAAAAAAGAGGCCACACCGGACUUCAACCGCGCCAUUUGCAAGGGAUUAGAGGGGGAAGGGCUGUUUCUGUUUCUUGCUUCCGUGGAACCUGACAAGCCUAAGGAAGGCCAGAUUAUAAUACAAGGUCCGGAGGAAUAUUGUAAUGUGUUGGGGCAACAAAUAACAGAACUAUUAAAGGCAAAAGGAGCUUUUAAACACGGCAAGUUCCAAGGAAAAGCUGGCGAUUUGACAGCAAUUAGUAAAUGCAAGAAAAUAGUUGAGGAAUACUUUGCUAAUAUACUGUAG
Messenger RNA from Parnassius mnemosyne (clouded apollo), 1233 nucleotides. The record is from the annotation of a GenBank genome assembly. NCBI's taxonomy places the organism in Eukaryota, Metazoa, Arthropoda, Insecta, Lepidoptera, Papilionidae.